Molecule: messenger RNA, 450 nt
Organism: Anthostomella pinea
Lineage: Eukaryota; Fungi; Ascomycota; Sordariomycetes; Xylariales; Xylariaceae
Source: the annotation of a GenBank genome assembly
AUGUCGUUCGACGAAUGGCUUGCAUCCGAUGAUUCUGCGACCCUGUUCGACUUCUCCGAUUGCCAGGGAGCCUCGAGUGCAGCUUCAGCGGACAUGGGCACCGGUCCAAUCGAAACACCUUACCAGCAGGAACCGCCCAUGUUCUAUCCUUCUGUCCCAUCAGACCUCAGAGCCAGCGACCAGAAUGGCGAAACGAGAAUGCUCUUGCUUCUGAUCCUGUCCCGGUUGGAGACUCAAGAUCGUCUCAUGACAAAGAUAGACUCUGUUAUGGACAAGAUCGACAGAUUCAUGUCGAGGGUUGACUCUGCGAUGGAAAACAUCAGGACGGGCUUGGACAAGUUCACUGCGGACAUGAUUGGGUUUCUGAAGGGGUGCGUUGUCUUCGCUGGAAACCAGGACGUGAAUGCAGACGAGGAGAUGGGCAGCCUGCUUAGCACUAAGGCCACGUGA